AUGGCAACCCCUCUCCCCUCCCCAUCCGCACUCCGCCUCCAAUACGCAUCCUACCUCGAAUUCUGCAACGCCCACGCCUUCAGCUCCAUGGAAUCCUUCUACACGUCCCCCAUAAAAAUCAACGACGUCCCGCUCGCGCCCGCCGAUGUCACAGCGCAGUUCAGACCCCUCGUCGCGGCUUUCCCGGACUGGCAUUGGGAGAUUCGGCAUUUCGCUAUCGAGGGCGAGUACUUGCAUUUGCAUUUCAAAGUUGGAGGCACGCACCUGGGUAUCUUUGAAGGAAUUGCGCCGACGGGACGGAGGGUGGAAACGAGCCAGUUUACGCUGUAUCAUGUUGUUCAGGGGAGGUAUGCUGAGGUUUGGGAUGUUACUGAUUUUGAGGGGGUGAGGGAACAGAUUCGGGUGGGGAUGGAGGGGAGUGAGUAA
Glarea lozoyensis ATCC 20868 is the source of this 426-nucleotide messenger RNA. RefSeq names its product NTF2-like protein. The record is from RefSeq and is a predicted model, not a curated record. The coding region runs from base 1 to 426 and encodes 141 amino acids. The transcript has a single exon. Gene Ontology annotation, biological process: polyketide metabolic process. Lineage: Eukaryota; Fungi; Ascomycota; Leotiomycetes; Helotiales; Helotiaceae.